AUGUCUCUAGUUAAACUGGCUCACACCUGUGCGCAUUUACAGAAUUGUACCAGGGUAAGAUUGUCAUUAACUUCUAUCCCAUAUACAAAACUGCAACUACAGUUUGCUUACAAUCUUUACAAGCAAGGGUUUAUAUCUUCUUUACAAAAGGGUUCAACAAAGGGUCCGGAUGAAGAGUAUGUUGAGGUUACUCCUGACAAUAUCUCUACAAGGAGAUUAUGGCUGGGAUUGAAGUACAGAGAAAAUAAACCUAUUCUUAAUAAAUUGCAACUCAUAUCAAAACCUAGUGUCAGAAUCAUCCUGGGAAACGAGGAUCUAAAGAAAAUAUGUUCUGGUACAAUUGUUAGAAAUAUUAAACCUUUACAACCAGGUGAGUUAAUCCUGAUUCGUCAUAAUAAUGAAAUUAUGGAUAUAAACGAUGCCGUAUUUAAGAAGUUAGAUGGUGAGGUCCUUUGUAGGAUAAAUUAA
Messenger RNA from Maudiozyma saulgeensis, 468 nucleotides. The record is from the annotation of a GenBank genome assembly. NCBI's taxonomy places the organism in Eukaryota, Fungi, Ascomycota, Saccharomycetes, Saccharomycetales, Saccharomycetaceae.